This is a messenger RNA of Acanthosepion pharaonis, 624 nucleotides long. Lineage: Eukaryota; Metazoa; Mollusca; Cephalopoda; Sepiida; Sepiidae. The record is from the annotation of a GenBank genome assembly.
AUGCUUAAAUCACUUUUUUGUUGGCUUUUUUUUUUAAAUAUUUUGUUGUCACUUUUUAUUUUUUUUUACUCCCUCCAUAUUUAUUUUUUCUUUUUUGUUAUCUUUUCGUCUCCCUCUUAUAUUUUCUAUAUUUUCCUUCUUUCUUUUCCUUUUUUUUAUUUCUUCUGUUCUCUUUCUGUUUCUUCUUUUCUUUUUUCUAAUUUCUUUCAUCCGUUUCCUUGUUCUUUUUCUCUUUCUUCCUCAUUUUCUCACCGUUUUUCUUUCUUCUAUUUUCUUCUCAUUUUUCUCCGUCGCUCUCCUCUUUUUUCUGCUUCUUUUUUAUUUUGUUCUUUAUUUUAUUUCAGAGAACGUGCAUUUUCUUUCUCAUUUUCAUUGUUAUCCUUUUUGUUCUUUUUCUUCUUCUUUGUUGCUUUCUUUCUCUUCCUCUCCUUUUCUUUCUCCUUAGUCUUUCUUUCUUUUUCAUUUUUUUCCUCGCUUAUCUUAAUAUCCUUCUUAUUAAUUUAUUUUUAUAUAUUUUUCUUUUCUCUUUUCUUUUCUACACUUGACUUCACCUCUUGGAUCUAUCUAUCUAUCUAUCUAUCUAUCUAUCUAUCUAUCUAUCUAUCUAUCUAUCUAUCUAUCUAA